Mesorhabditis spiculigera is the source of this 438-nucleotide messenger RNA. The record is from the annotation of a GenBank genome assembly. Lineage: Eukaryota; Metazoa; Nematoda; Chromadorea; Rhabditida; Rhabditidae.
AUGGGUUCGAUGAAUCGUGUCGACCUUGGUGUUUGCCCUCUGGCUGGUCUCCGACGAGCUUUCCCUUCAACUCAAGAAAGAGCACAAGGAUGCCAUCAUCCCUGGCCGCCAUCCUCGUUGGCGAUCAUCUACGGUCCAAAACAUACUGUCAGCGCGCCUAACCUGAAGGUAGUGAUGCCGCCGCACUUGGCCAAUAAGGAACCCAAACGCACGUUGAUGAACAUUGCCAAGGAAUACGAAACGCUGCAAAAUCAGAACCUUCUGUCCCUGCAGCUGACGUUCCUCCACACCUGCUGGGCUGUACCUUACCAAGCCGUUCCAAACGAUAAUCCCGGUCCGCGUGGGCGUAAACGACGAUGGGAUCCAUGUGAUCAACGACGAGACCAAGGCCUUGGUCUUCAGGUUUUCCCUGCAGCACCUGGUGUGGACACCGCCAGA